Drosophila sulfurigaster albostrigata is the source of this 1016-nucleotide messenger RNA. Its product is annotated as angiopoietin-related protein 2-like. The record is from RefSeq and is a predicted model, not a curated record. NCBI's taxonomy places the organism in Eukaryota, Metazoa, Arthropoda, Insecta, Diptera, Drosophilidae. The transcript is spliced from 3 exons. Bases 94 to 915 code for a protein of 273 amino acids.
UUUAAUGAUAAGAAGCAUUCGCUUUUCAUAUAUAAGAGUGAGGUAUAUGGAAAUUAGCUCAGUCUUGUAGCAAUUUCAUUUACUAUCACAAAAAUGUUGCCAAGUUUAAAAUAUUUCAUAUUUCUUAUAAAUAUAUCUGCGGUUCUUUGCAAUGUUACCUCGCAAGCAGAGUUCAAUGCAACUAAUGAAAUUCUUGCAAUUAAAACGCAGUUAGCCGACUUAAAAGCGGAACAAGAUCGUCUGCGAUUGUUUCAGAGUUAUGUCGGCUUGCAUUAUGUGAGUAGUUGUGCCGAGGCAACAGCUAAUUCGCAAUCAAGUGGAAUCUACGACAUUUAUGUUCCCAACUACAUUCAAAACCCCUUUAAAGUGGCCUGUGAUGCCGAGACUCAGGAUGGAGGUUGGACUACAAUUUUGAAUAGAGUCGAUGGAAGUGUGGACUUUUAUCGCAAUUGGACUUACUACAAAAACGGAUUUGGGAAUCUAGAUGGUGAAUUCUUCUUGGGAUUGGAUAAAAUACACGCAUUAACUGCAGAAUAUAGCCAAGAGUUGCUUGUGAUACUCGAAGACUAUCUGGGAACAGAAGUAUAUGAAAAGUAUGAGAAAUUCGCGAUUGGCGACGAAAGUGAAGACUACGUCUUGCACACUCUGGGCACAGCCAGCGGAACUGCAGGCGAUUCGCUCAGAGAUAACUAUCGUCAGAAGUUUUCAACAUAUGAUCGGGAUAAUGAUGCUUGGUUCGCUGGAAGCUGCGCCACGGGACAACAAGGCGCCUGGUGGUACAACUCGUGUACUUCAGCCAACUUGGCGGGCACAUACAAUGGGACACUUGACCAGGGCAUUUUCUGGACCGAAUUUCGUGCUUAUAUUUCCCUUAAAAAAGCCACAAUGAUGAUACGUCCAAGAAAGUCAUCCUAGAUUGUACUAUUUAUUGACAUUCGGCAUUUGUCUGAUAUAGUAGAAUAGGAAAGGAAUUCAAUACUAGAAAAAAUAAUAAAAAAAAAAAUAUACCAAAAAAU